CCCGCGUGAAAUGUGGACCACCGGCCUUUUCCAGGAAGGUACUUUCUCACCAGCUCCUUCAACAAUCCCGUCUCCUGUGACCAGUGUGAAUCAUGGCAGCUACGGUCUUAGGCAAGCGCGCACGCAGUGCAGCAGAGCCCGAAGCACUGCCAGUACGCACGGCAAGCAAGCGCCGAACCGUGGCACCUCGUGCCCGACGUGAAGAUGCUGCCGUUCCCAAGUCAAUUCCCCGAACCCGGUCGCGUGCAAAGCUCGCAGAGCCUUUGGCUGACCAGGAAAAUGGCGAUAUCACCAAGACCGCGGACAAGGCGCUUUCCAAGCACACAAUUCAUGAGGAGCAGGGUGGGUCACUAUCCAAGAUCAACUCGCAUUUUCGCACCUCGAAGCUUGUGGAGGAGGAAACACCUACCCCGGUUGAAUUUAAGACUCCGCAGAAAGCGCGCUUCCGAGAUGCAUUGCAACAAUCUCCAUCUACACCCCGGCAUCGUGUUCAAGUCGGCGCGAAGGCUGUCACUCCGAGAACUCCUCGACAUGCUAAUCUCCCACCUACUCCUCGUCAAAGCGCCACUCCGACCGCCGCACAGUCUGUGUACUCGCAAGCGCGGCAGCUCUUUGCUCGUGGAGCCAACUCUGGACGACUCGUUGGUCGAGAUUCGGAACGGGAGAAAGUGGCCACAUUUAUUGAAGAUUGUGUGAAGUCCCAAAAAGGUGGCUGUCUCUACAUCAGUGGACCACCCGGGACGGGCAAGAGUGCGAUGGUCAAUGAAGUGUGCCAAGAUAUGGACCUGUCGGAUGUCAAGGUCUCUCAUGUCAACUGUGUGAGCAUGCGGAAUGCUCGUGAUGUCUAUAGCAAGCUCAUCCAAGAUUUCGACGAGGAUUCGGACGUCUUCAAGAAGAGCGAAGGAGACCGACUCAAGGACAUGUUCGUCCCAUCCAAACCCAAUGGCCUAUUCCUAGUUUCGCUGGACGAAAUGGAUCACUUGCUUAUGGGCGAUUCGGGUGUGCUCCAAUCACUGUUCGAGUGGUCGCUAUCUAACAAGUCAACCCUGAUUUUGAUCGGCAUUGCCAAUGCUCUGGAUUUGACCGACCGCUCUUUGCCACAGUUAAAGGCGAAGAACUUGAGGCCGAUUCUAUUGCCAUUCUUGCCGUACAACGCAGCUUCAAUUGCGAACGUUAUCACCAAACGUCUUCGAUCCUUGAUUCCCGUUGGCAUGGACAAUGACCCGAAGUUUGUUCCUUUCUUGCAGCCUGCCGCCAUCCAGCUUUGUGCCAAGAAGGUCGCAUCGCAGACGGGCGAUCUUCGAAAAGCUUUUGAGCUCAUCAAGCGUGCGGUUGAUACCAUUGAGCAAGAAACCCAACAGAAACUUGAGAAACAGGCAGCCGAGGCGGAGAGCAUUCCGAUACUCGCCGAGAAUGCGAAUCUCUCCUUGUCAGUGAAGGCCGCUCCCGCUCCUCGGCCCACCACCAUGUCGAGCUAUACGGUCCUGACAGCGCCUCGUGCCAGCAUCGCACACAUUGCUCGGAUCACAACUUCUGCCUUUGGACAAGGUACUGUCCAAAGAUUGAAGGGUUUGAAUCUGCAGCAGAAAGCUGCCAUCUGCGCUUUGAUUACACUAGAGCGCAAACGUCGUGAGCUUGACAUUAUGAGCACACCGUCCAAGUCUCGAUGCUCCGCACCAACGGUAAAGCAAGCAUUUGACACCUACUGCACGCUUUGCCGGAAUGAUAACAUUCUGCACCCCCUGACUUCCACCGAAUUCAAAGAUGUCUUGAGCAACCUCGAGACUAUGGGCCUCGUAGGCGAAUACCAAGGCCGUGGCCGGGGUGGAACUGUCGCUGGCGGCUCUGACACCCGACGCACACCCUCCAAGUCGGGGAGUGUCUAUUCAACUCCCCAGAAGGGCAUGGAUGAGCAGGGCUUGCUUUGCUUCGUUUCCCAGUCAGAAAUCGAGGGCCAGAUUGCUGGUCCUGGCGAAGGCAUCCUCAGACGGCUGCUUCGUGGUGAAGGUCUCUGAAACUGGUUUAGACCUUGACCGUUCUCUCAUUUUGCAUCAUCGGAGUUCUUUUCAAGGCGCAUUUUUAGCAUGUACACCACUGUCGUUCGCAUUUCUGGAGUCAACCCUACAUCCAUCAUGUUUAGCGUCAUUUUUAUGAGUUUCAUUUGUUCGUCAUGAACUUUUCUUUUGUGCAAUACGCAAACACUAGUGUCACAAGUGACUCGAGUCCUCAAGACGUUUAGAAUAAUUGAACAAACGUUUCGAAUCAAAAUUUGAUAUCAUCAUGUAAGGAGUUCAAUAUCAUGAAACCAUUGGAUAGCUACGAGUACCAUUGGAGUCAACAAAAUUGCAUUGAGAGAUAUGGUGGAACCGGACUUCUUCAUCUGCACUAGGUGCUCUCUUUUUCAUUCCUCAUCCUUGGUCACAAUUUUUAAUGCUAUGUCGCAUUCAUCAGGCAGCCUCUCACGCAUCAAGACUCUUCGGCUUGAUAGGCCGCACCAGAUCAACAUAAUCAAACUUAGCCGCAGUAUUCUUGAACAAAACAUUUCCAGGAUGGGCCUCUUUGUUCUCCCCACGGAACAAGAACGUCGCCGGGAACCCAAGGUCAAACUCAUAAGCGCUCUCAAUCUCUUUAAUAUCCUCCUCGGUCAACUCCAACCCCAACGCCUCAAUAUUACCCAGCAAAUGCUCGACCUUACGGCCGCCAACAAUCGGGAAAACAUGAGGCGCUUUGCUGAAGACAUAUGCCAAUGCAAUACUAGUAAUGGCCGUGUUAUGUCGGUUUGCGACACUCUCUAACACCUUUGAGACCGCAACAUCGACCUCUCGCGGCUCGACUUGUCGGCCUGGGUUGCCGUUCUUCGCAAGCUCUUCGCGAUGUGCGGCUGUUUUGAACGCGCCUCCGCCGAUGGAACCCCAGGGGCAGAGACCCAUGCCUUCGGCGGCGCACAUGGGAAUGA
Penicillium brasilianum is the source of this 2956-nucleotide messenger RNA. The record is from the annotation of a GenBank genome assembly. NCBI's taxonomy places the organism in Eukaryota, Fungi, Ascomycota, Eurotiomycetes, Eurotiales, Aspergillaceae.